This is a messenger RNA of Peromyscus maniculatus bairdii (prairie deer mouse), 939 nucleotides long. NCBI's taxonomy places the organism in Eukaryota, Metazoa, Chordata, Mammalia, Rodentia, Cricetidae. The record is from RefSeq and is a predicted model, not a curated record.
AUGGCAAGAGGUAAUCGAACCACUGUGACAGAAUUUGUCCUCAUGGGAUUCACAGAUCGCCCUGAGCUUCAGCUCCCCCUCUUUGUAGUAUUCCUGGUGAUUUAUCUAAUCACCCUGGUGGGAAACUUUGGCAUGAUCCUGCUCAUCAAGGCAGACUCACGGCUUCACACACCCAUGUACUAUUUCCUCAGUCACCUGGCUUUCAUCGAUCUCUGUUAUUCAUCUUCCAUUGGGCCCAAAAUGCUGCAAAAUUUAUUGGUGAAGAAAAAAACCAUCUCCUUUUCAGGCUGUUUUGCUCAGCUGUACUUUUCCAGUGCUUUUUCCACUACUGAAUGCUUCCUCUUGGCUACCAUGGCCUAUGACCGCUACAUGGCCAUCUGCAACCCCCUGAUCUACACAGCCAUCAUGACACAACGGGUCUGUAAGGAGUUGGUGGUAGGUGUCUACACCUAUGGCUUCCUGAACUCUGUGAUACAGACAGUACUGACUUUCCAGCUGUCUUUCUGCAACUCCAAUGUGAUCCACCACUUCUAUUGUGCCGACCCCCCUCUCCUCGCACUCUCCUGCUCUGAUACCCACAACAAAGAGAGGCAGCUCCUGAUCUUCUCAGCAGUGAAUCUCACUGGAUCCCUCAUGACCAUCCUCAUCUCCUACAUCUGCAUCCUGGUCUCUAUUAUAAAAAUUCAGUCUUCCCAGGGCAAAUGUAAAGCACUCUCCACCUGUGCCUCUCACCUCACUGUGGUCACCAUCUUCUAUGGAACAUUAUUUUUUAUGUACCUGCAGCAACCAAAAACAGGGAAUUCAUGGAGGUAUAGCAACGUGAUCUCUGUGUUUUAUAGUCUUGUAAUUCCCAUGCUUAACCCUCUCAUCUAUAGCCUGAGAAACACAGAGGUAAAGGAUACCCUGAAAAAAAUGUUAGAGGGCAAAGCUUCACAGUGA